UGUGAUACGCUAUCGCAUUAGAAUUUUCUGUUAUUUUCUGUCAGGUUUUCUGUCCGUGCCGUUGAAAAGUCUGAGCGGCAGCAACAACAACAACAACCCGGGGGACGCCUUGCCGCAGUCUAUAAGCAGCCGCCCUUCUCUCAUUUAGAUAGUGGUGUGAUAGCAGAAGCAUGAUGUCCAGAUCUCUGCGGGCAGAGACUCGCUCCCGAGGGAAGGAGGACACCAAGCGGUCCAUGCAAGCGCUGGACAAGGUGCGGCGCUGGGAGAAGAAAUGGAUCACAAUACAUGAUACAACAAUGAAGAUAUACAAAUGGGUUCCUGUGAUACAAGAUCAGGAAAGGAAGAAGAAGAGUGGUGGAGGUGCCAACAAGGAGAACAGGAUUUCUAGCAGAGACAGCAGCAUGUCUGCCUUUCAGAUGGGUGGAGACGAUUCCAACACUGCGAUGUCCAUGAUGAGUGACUCACAAGACGCCACAGACUUCUCCUCCACCCAGUUCAAUAUCUCAGAAGAUUCAAAUUCUGAACCUCCUUUUAAAAAAAAACUAGUUGAGUAAUAUGUGUCAGGUAGAUAAAUAAGAUAUUUUUUAAUUUAAUUUAAAGAAAGUGGCAAGCUAAAUGCUAAAACCUUGAAAUACUGUAAUAUUUUCAUGAAAAGUCAAGAUCACAUUAGUUGGUUUUAAUAUAUAAAUGUCUCAUGUACUAUUACCUUUAUUUUUAUUCUUCCCAUCAGCUUGUAAAACAUUUUGGCACAAAAUUUCAUAAGAGUACAAGUUUAUAUUUAUGGGUCAGGAUAUACUUUACCAAUUGUUUGGCCUAUCUUUCAUCACGUGCUCAGACCCUUCAGAGUUGACAUUGUGACAUCAUGCUAGUCUCAGCGUACCUUUACAGUGAAUGGAAGAAUAAUCACAGUAUUUCAGGACAAAGGAACUCCUUGAAACCAAAAUAUGUGUUUCAGUUUCUCCUUGCUUAACCUGGUAGCAGUGACAGGCCAAAUUUGUGGCUUUACCGUGUACCAGCGACAGGCCAAAUUUUUGCCAUGAUAUAAACCCCUCAAAAUUGAUGAUGCAUUAACUGGUUUGUGUGAGUGAUGAUUUUUCUCAUUUUUCUCGCUUAGAGGGGCCUUUAAUUAAGAAACACGAUCCCCGCAGCUACCAGGUUAACCACAGGAGCAAAAUGCUCUCCCUUUUGAGAAUAUGUCACCAUUCUCCUCACUCCCUUGUAUUCCCAGAUUGUUUGGAAACCUCUCAGAACAUGUCAUAGGUUUUAUCUUCAUUUUCUUUUCUUAGUUUCUUUGUGCUUUUAAUUUUUUCCAGACCUUGUACUCUACUGUCUGCACAUGUGGUGCCCGGAAAUUAGCCUACUGUAAUUCAGAGGAAAAUACGUAUUAAGUAUUGUAAAGAUGAGUCAGUGUGUACCAGUCCUGUAUUACCCCUCCCUCCCUCUCCCCUCUCUUCAAGACUAUGACUAGACGCUUGUAUUUAAGCUGUUUCAGUUGACUUCUUUAUUAGUAGUUCAAAGUUAUUUCUUGCAUGCUCAACAAAGUGAGUAUUAAUGGAAUUGAUACCCUUUGCCCCUCUCCCCAGCUUUGUUACCUACUUAAUACUCCCCAAGAUGUUAUAAUUCAACAUUCCCUUCCCUCUGUAACUCACCCAUUCUAACACAUUCAGUUUAACUGUUCCCGUCACCUUCCCACAGCCUGUGAGUGACACUCGUUCUCUGGCCUCAGGAAGGUAAGGUUGUGUUACAUUCGCUUGCCCUCCCUCCUCUCAAAUAUUACGUGUAUUUGUAAUCCCUCCCCUUCUUCUUGAUAAUCAGUUUAUAUUCACACAUAUAGUAUAUUGUUUAUUAAUUUGACUUGCUCUCUGUCCUCUGGAAGGUCCGUUUUGAUUGUUUCACGGUGCCCACCUCGACCUGUGUCCACAUACACACACUCCCUGAGCCCUCAUCUUUCCCUGCUUUGUCCUUAAUAUGUAAAUUGUUUGUUUCUUUGCCUAGUUGCAGUCCUUAGGGCCCUCUAGGUUAUUCAGUUUACCCCAGGCCUAGGUUAGACCAUUGAUAUUUCGUAUUUCUUCCAUCAUUAUUUUGUAAUUUACUCAUCACUGUAAAUUUCCUUAAUUAUAAAUGUUGUUGUCUUUCAAUUAUCCCUUCCCUUAGUAUUAAAUUUACGGUAGAUUGGCUGGAAAGCACACUGAAAAAUUAAUAGCCUUACUUCCUCCCAUAAUAAGUGUUCACGUUACCAAAGAAUUCUUCCAGUAUCUAACCCAACAUGGCUGAGUUAGUUUAGUUACAAAGUCAAGUUAAUUCUUCCCUUUCUCCCUGUGUAGCUGUCGAGUCAAUUGACAGAUCUCAGGGUGUUGGCAGCCUAUUAUAAAGACUCAGUCAUGCAGAUUUGUUUUAUCCUGUCUAAUUUAAUUACAGGACUGGUACACAUUGACUCAUCUUUACAGUACAUAUUUCAUAUUUUCUCCUAAAUUACAGUAGGCUAAUUUCUGGGCACCACACACACAGCUCUCAGAGGUGAUCUUAUCCCUUAUUAAAGAUUGAAUGUGGCUCACUAUUACUCGGCUAAUCAUCAACAGUUUACCAGGAUCUUUUGUGUUUUAACAAAAAUCACUGAAUACUAUUUUCUAAGGAGAAACACAAGGGGAUAAGGGUUCUGUUACAAGCCAUGAUCUGCAGGACCAAAGGUAUACUGAUGUAAACCUUUUAUAAUGUCAACUGUGGUAAGAAAAUAAAAAGCUAGUUUUCUUCAA
Messenger RNA from Eriocheir sinensis (Chinese mitten crab), 2753 nucleotides. It is a transcript of the gene BCL7-like, whose product is annotated as B-cell CLL/lymphoma 7 protein family member A-like. The coding region runs from base 171 to 554 and encodes 127 amino acids. Lineage: Eukaryota; Metazoa; Arthropoda; Malacostraca; Decapoda; Varunidae. The transcript has 5 exons. The record is from RefSeq and is a predicted model, not a curated record.